Messenger RNA from Achroia grisella, 989 nucleotides. RefSeq names its product EEF1A lysine methyltransferase 2. The coding region runs from base 339 to 989 and encodes 216 amino acids. Gene Ontology annotation, molecular function: protein-lysine N-methyltransferase activity. Gene Ontology annotation, biological process: peptidyl-lysine dimethylation; peptidyl-lysine monomethylation. The record is from RefSeq and is a predicted model, not a curated record. The transcript has 4 exons. Gene Ontology annotation, cellular component: cytoplasm. NCBI's taxonomy places the organism in Eukaryota, Metazoa, Arthropoda, Insecta, Lepidoptera, Pyralidae.
AGUGUCAAGUCCAGCUGUAAAUACCAUACAGAAUAAUUUGAAAUUAAAGAAAUAGAUAAAUAAUUAAAAGUUAACCAAUCAAACAAAGAAUUAUUGUAAAAAUCGUGUUAUAUUGUAAUACACAUCAAUCUAUCCUAUUUUAGUUAUUGUUCAAAUCAAAACAAACAAUUAUUAUUCUAUAAUAACAGAUAAUGCAAACAUUUAGUAAAUAAUUACUCUGUGAUGCCGACAUGCAAUUAUUAAAUGUUACACGCUAUUCAAUAUUUUUCAUUUGUUAAAAGUGCCUUAAAUCGCCGGAGCUAGAAGAAGAUACUUAUUAAUUCCUCAACUAUUAGACAAUGGACGAUUCAGAAUUAAACGCAUCGGAGUUGGGAACAUUUGAUUACUGGCAGAAAGCGUACACGACUGAGAUAAUCAACUAUGAUGAACACGGCGACCCUGGUGAAGUGUGGUUUGGUGAGGACAGUGCGCAGAGGGUUAUCGAUUGGAUAUCAACUAGUGGGAUCGAUAAGGAUAUUUCUUUUGUUGAUUUAGGUUGUGGCAAUGGAUAUUCCUUGCUGGAGCUAGCAAGACGAGGCUUUACCAAUCUAAUAGGUGUUGAUUAUUGCCCUGAAGCUAUUAUGUUAGCUAAGAAGAUCACAAAGGAGGAGUUUCCAUCAAUCAAAUACAAGCUGUUUGAUAUAAUAAAAGAUGACCUAUCAAAUCUUGGUACAGAAUAUGGCAUAGUUCAUGAUAAAGGAACCUAUGAUGCAGUCAGUUUGAAUCCAGACAAUCCAAAGGAGAACAGACAGAAGUAUCUAGAACAAGUGACAAAUAUGCUAUCUAACAAUGGACUCUUCGUCAUAACAUCGUGUAAUUGGACAGACCAAGAAUUAAUACAGCACUUUUCGGAGAAGAUGAAAUUGAAAUGUGUUAUACCAACGCCACAGUUCAAAUUUGGCGGGAAAGUCGGCAGUGUCAUAUCAUCUGUGGUAUUUAUUAAAAAAUAA